Molecule: messenger RNA, 2472 nt
Organism: Octopus bimaculoides (California two-spot octopus)
Lineage: Eukaryota; Metazoa; Mollusca; Cephalopoda; Octopoda; Octopodidae
Product: V-type proton ATPase catalytic subunit A
Biological process (GO): proton transmembrane transport; ATP metabolic process
Cellular component (GO): lysosomal membrane; proton-transporting V-type ATPase, V1 domain
Molecular function (GO): ATP binding; ATP hydrolysis activity; proton-transporting ATPase activity, rotational mechanism
Source: RefSeq, a predicted model, not a curated record
CAUUCUACACCGCCUCCCACUACAUUCAUUCGCCUACACUCUCUUUACUACCUCCUCACUACGUCACCUCCCACUACCUUCACUCAUCAUUACUGUCUCUGCUACUUCCACCGUGCCUCACACUACCUCCAUUACACACCACAGAGAGGUAAUCAAUCAUGGAUAAACUACCCAGAAUUCGAGAUGUUGAGAAAGAAAAGCUCUAUGGCUAUGUCUAUGCAGUUUCAGGGCCUGUGGUCACAGCCCAGGACAUGUCUGGAGCAGCAAUGUACGAACUGGUUCGUGUUGGCCAUAGCGAGCUGGUUGGAGAGAUUAUUCGACUGGAAGGAGACAUGGCUACUAUACAAGUCUAUGAAGACACUUCUGGUGUAACUGUAGGGGACCCUGUUUUGAGAACAGGUAAACCCCUUUCAGUUGAACUGGGACCAGGAAUUAUGGGCAGCAUUUUUGAUGGUAUUCAACGUCCAUUGGAGGACAUCUCUGAUCUGACUGACAGUAUCUACAUUCCUAAAGGUGUCAAUACUCCUGCAUUGGAUCGUUCCAAGAAGUGGGAGUUUGAACCUCAAAACGUCAAGAUUGGAAGUCAUGUGACAGGUGGUGACAUCUAUGGUGUCAUAUAUGAAAAUAUAUUGAUCAGACAUAAACUCAUGUUACCUCCACGUUCAAAAGGCAAGGUGACUUAUAUUGCUGAGCCUGGUAUGUAUGACUGCAGCGAUGUUGUAUUGGAAACUGAAUUUGAUGGAGAGAAGACAAAAUAUACCAUGUUACAAGUGUGGCCUGUCAGACAACUUAGACCAACUGCAGAUAAACUUGCAGCCAACUAUCCACUUUUAACUGGACAGCGUGUAUUAGAUGCUCUGUUCCCCUGUGUCCAAGGAGGUACGACCGCUAUUCCUGGGGCCUUUGGUUGUGGUAAGACUGUCAUCUCACAGUCCCUUUCCAAAUUCUCAAACAGUGAUGUUAUCAUUUAUGUUGGUUGUGGUGAACGUGGUAAUGAAAUGUCUGAAGUAUUGCGAGAUUUCCCCAAGUUGACAAUGGAAGUUGCUGGAAAUCCUGAGAGUAUUAUGAAGAGAACAGCCUUGGUAGCUAACACCUCCAAUAUGCCUGUAGCUGCUCGUGAGGCCUCUAUCUAUACAGGCAUCACCCUGUCUGAAUAUUUCCGUGACAUGGGUUAUAACGUAUCUAUGAUGGCUGAUUCCACAUCUCGAUGGGCUGAAGCUCUGAGAGAAAUUUCUGGACGUUUGGCCGAGAUGCCAGCAGAUUCCGGUUAUCCUGCCUACCUUGGUGCUCGACUAGCUUCUUUCUACGAACGUGCUGGUCGGGUGAAAUGUCUUGGUAAUCCAGCUCGUGAGGGCAGUGUCAGUAUUGUUGGGGCUGUGUCCCCUCCUGGUGGAGACUUCUCUGAUCCCGUCACAUCAGCCACUCUUGGUAUUGUACAAGUCUUCUGGGGUUUAGAUAAGAAACUGGCCCAGCGUAAACAUUUCCCUUCUAUCAACUGGCUCAUCAGUUACAGCAAAUACAUGCGUGCCCUUGAUGAAUAUUAUGACAAAUCUUUCACAGAAUUUGUGCCCUUAAGAACAAAGUGCAAAGAAAUCCUACAAGAAGAAGAAGAUUUAUCAGAGAUUGUCCAAUUGGUCGGCAAGGGUUCCCUUGCAGAAUCUGAUAAAAUCACUUUGGAGGUGUCUCGACUAAUCAAAGACGACUUCCUUCAACAAAAUGGUUACACACCAUAUGACAGGUUCUGUCCAUUCUACAAGACUGUAGGCAUGUUAAAGAACAUCAUUACAUUCUACGACCUUUCCAGACAUGCUGUGGAAAGUACGGCCCAGAGUGAGAAGAAGAUUACCUGGGCUAUCAUUAGGGAACAAUUAGGAGACAUUAUGUAUAAACUAAGCAGUAUGAAGUUCAAGGACCCAGAUAAAGAUGGAGAGCGGAAGAUCAAAGGAGAUUUUGAUGAACUUUAUGAAGAAAUGCAGACAGCAUUCCGAAACUUGGAAGAUUUCUAAUUUAAGAUCUUGUUAGUGUCAUUUUCUAAUUAAGAUCUCGUUAGUGUCAUUUUCCCAUCUUUUGUACAGAUUUUGAUUCUAACUUAGCUGUAUGGUGUAUAAAUGUUAUUUCAGCCCCUCCCCCACCUCUUUCUAUCUUCUCUCCCAGUGUACCAUUGCAGUCUGUGUUGUAGUGUAACUACUACUACAGUCUCUGUUGUAUACUUACCAUUACAGUAUGUGUGUUGUAGUGUAUCACUGCAUGCUGUUGUAAUGUACCUAUUACUGCAGUCAAUGUUAUAGUGCAUCACUGCAGUGUAAUGUACCUAGCAUGGCAGUCAGUGUUGUAGUGUACCUACCACUGCAGUCUGUGUUGUAGUGUAACCACUACACACUGUUGCAGUAACGCUACAGUUGUUGUCUCCCUUUACUUCCAGUGUUGUGUAAGUCAGGAUAACCAAACCCUACGCCCUCAUCACAAGAUGCU